Lucilia cuprina (Australian sheep blowfly) is the source of this 1461-nucleotide messenger RNA. It is a transcript of the gene Cpr66D, whose product is annotated as activating signal cointegrator 1 complex subunit 2 homolog. The coding region runs from base 309 to 1118 and encodes 269 amino acids. NCBI's taxonomy places the organism in Eukaryota, Metazoa, Arthropoda, Insecta, Diptera, Calliphoridae. Gene Ontology annotation, cellular component: extracellular matrix. The transcript has 4 exons. The record is from RefSeq and is a predicted model, not a curated record.
UGUGCAGAUACUUUUGUUACCGCAUUUAACGAGGACGUAAUCUACGGUUUACAGUUAAACGCGAUCAAGUGUGUGUGUGUAAGCGAUAUUGUGCGAUCGACGAGUGUGUGUGAGAGUGUAACUUAAUUUUUUUUGUGAAUUGUAUUUGGCAACAAGUGAUGAAAUAACAUUUUGGCCAAAAAAAAAUAUCAAACAUUUUAAAAUAGCUAAAUAAUACCAGGCUAAUUAAUUAAAUAAAAUUAAAAAAAUCUGAAAAGAAUAAACACAUUUCAAACGAAAACAGAAAAAUAAAUAUUUAAAAAAAAAUCAUGCGUUCAUUUGUGAUAAUUUUUUCAUUGGCCUUAAUUGGUCAUUCGCUUGGGCAACAACAUCAACAAAUUGAUCCAGCUUACUUGCGCCAAUACUACCAACAGCUGCAACAACAAACUGGUGCAGCUCCUUCGAAUGAUGCAACUCCCAUCUAUGAGCAGAAUUCAGAACAAACACAACAACAAUAUGUAUCACCUGGUCAACAAUUGCGUGUCAAGGAUAAUGUACAGGAACAAAUUCGUGCUUCUCAACAACAGCAACAACAAGGUUAUGUUGCUCCUGUUGUGCGCGAAUAUUUGCAACAUCAACCUCAACAGAUUCAAUAUCAACCCCAACAAGUAGCCUAUCGUCAACCACAAGCUGCUGCCCCAGCCCCCAGAAGACCACAACCUCAACAAUUGGCUCAACAAUAUCAGCCACCCAGACCUAAAGGAAAACCACAAUUGGAACAAGAGGAAGAGGAAUAUGAUGAUCAAAACUCCUCCUAUCAAUUUGGUUUCGAUGUCAAGGAUGACGAAUUCACCAACUAUCAAAAUCGCAAAGAAGUCCGUGAUGGUUCCGUAAUCAAGGGCAGUUACUCAGUAGUCGAUUCUGAUGGUUUCAUACGUACCGUCAAAUAUACCGCCGAUCCCAAAGAGGGUUUCAAAGCUGAAGUCAUUAGAGAACCCACUGAUAUUGUAGUCAAGAUUCCCACACCUCAACCACCACAACAACAGCAACAACAUCUGCUGCGUCCUCAUCAUGCACCCGUCAAGGCACAAGACUACAAUCUGAAACAACAAUAUCCCCAUCAACAAUAUCAACAUUAAGUUGAAGGAUUAAUAAAUCGUUUCAUUUUAGUAAAAAACAAAAGGAAUUUUUAAUAAUAACAAUGAUCUAAAGGGACGACAUUUCUUAGAAGUUCCUAUUUAAACAGAAAAAUAUGUUUUAAACUAAAAAAAAUAACAAAAUUCCAUUAUUUAUUAGAAGUCAGAAGGACUACAAUUUAUAUAACUAUGUAUACAAGUUAGUAACGAAAGAAAUUUUAAAUAUCAAAUCAUUUGACCAUAAUAUAAUUACAACAAUAAUGCCGAAAGAACAACAUUCAUUCAUACAUACUAUCAUCAUUUAUUAAAGUUUUAUAAAAAUAAAUAAAAAUCUCAUAAAAAAUAA